Molecule: messenger RNA, 2414 nt
Organism: Cynoglossus semilaevis (tongue sole)
Lineage: Eukaryota; Metazoa; Chordata; Actinopteri; Pleuronectiformes; Cynoglossidae
Product: serine/threonine-protein kinase TAO3-like
Exons: 7
Coding region: 32-1369 (445 amino acids)
Biological process (GO): protein phosphorylation; regulation of cytoskeleton organization
Cellular component (GO): cytoplasm
Molecular function (GO): protein serine/threonine kinase activity
Source: RefSeq, a predicted model, not a curated record
UAACCAAGCAGAUCCACGAGCAUGAGCGAGCAUGAGUGAGCUGCGGGAGCAGAUGUCCGGCUACAAACGGAUGCGGCGGCAGCACCAGAAGCAGCUGAUCGCUCUGGAAAACAAGCUGAAAGCCGAGAUGGACGAGCACCAGCUGAAGGUCCAGAAAGAGGUGGAGACGCAUGCCAACAACGCCUACAUCGAGCUGGAGAAGCUGGCCAAGCGCCACAUUGUGCAAAGCGAAAAGGAGAUGACAACGGCCCUGGCAGAUGAGAAGAAGUUCCAGCAGCAGAUUGCGACGCAGCAGAAGAAGGAGCUAAUCACCUUCCUGGAUAAUCAGAAAAAGCAGUACAAACUCUGCAAGGAGAAAAUAAAGGAGGAAAUGAACGAGGACCACAGCACACCCAAGAAGGAGAAACAGGAGCGUCUGUCCAAGCACAAGGAUAACAUGCAGCAUUCCCAGGCUGAGGAGGAGGCCCAACUCCUGGCCCAGCAGAGGGUUUUCUACAACAGGAACUGCCGCGCCUUCAAGCGCAAAGUCAUGAUUAAGCGUCACGACUUGGAGCAGGAGCAGAUCCGAAAGGAGCUGAACAGGAAGAAGGCACUGAAAGAGAUGGAACACGGCAUGCUGAUCCGCCAGGACGAGUCCACGCAGGAGCUGGAGCAGAGGCAGCUGGAGACCCUACAGAAGCUGCGCAUGGACCUGAUACGACUGCAGCACCAGACCGAGCUGGAGAACCAGAUUGAGUACAACAACCGACGCGAGAGCGAACUCCACCGCAAACACGUGCUGGAGCUGCGGCAGCAACCGAAGAAUCUCAAAGUUCUAGAGCUGCAGAUCAAGAAGCAGUUCCAGGACACGUGCAAGGUGCAGACCAAGCAGUACAAGGCCCUGCGCCACCACCAGAUGGAAGUGACACCCAAGGCCGAGCACAAGACGGUGCUCAAGGCCCUGAAGGACGAACAGACACGCAAGCUGGCCAUCCUAGCCGAGCAGUACGAGCAGAGCAUCAACGAGAUGAUGGCCUCGCAGGCGCUGCGUCUGGACGAGGCCCAGGAAGCCGAGUGCCAGGCCCUGAGGCAGCAGCUGCAGCAGGAGAUGGAGCUGCUCAACGCCUACCAGAGCAAGAUCAAGAUGCAAACAGAGAUGCAGCAGGAGAGGGAGCAGCAGAAGCUGGAGCAGAAGGUGUCGCUGUGGCGGGCUCACCUGGAACAAAAGAUUGAAGAGGAGCUGGUUUCCCUUCAAAAGGAGCGAACCGACUGCAUCAAACACCUUCUGGAGCGCCAGGAGCGGGAGAUCGACAACUUCGACAUGGAGAGCACCAGACUGGGCUUUUGUAACCUGGGCACCCUGGACUUUCCAAAGGACGGCAACAGAUAAGGGGCUGCCAAACGUCACUCUCUGUCUUUUUCAUUUCCGUUACGGGUCCCUGGGCGAUGUCCGGCUCAGAACAUCCUCCUCUGUCACCUGACCUGGCGGCGUGGGUGUUGACCCACCACCGAGUCAAAACUACCAACAACAAACACCGACGUUAUCUGGGAGAACGCAGCUCACAGAUGUGUGUAGUUCCCGCCCUGAUCUACAGCGGAUUCCAGAGCCUACAAUCCCACCUCAUAUUGUCCCACCCCCAACCCCAUGAUGCUGACCUUGUCUCCUGUGGUGUCACAUAACAAAAUAUACAUCGGACAACUUCCUGUGGUUGUCACGUGUUUGUACGAGUAAUGACAUUAGUCGGUGUUCUGUGUUUCUUGUGCAACAUUUGAAAGACAAGAAAAGAGAAAACCCCGACAGAGGACCGAGCAAAAAUAAUUCCACAAACCUUCCAGGUUUAAAGAGGUGAUUUAAAAUUUUUGAUCUUCAGUGGUGCGAUAUCUCUUAAAGGGAUCAAUUCUUCUGCACUGCUUCAUGGCACAUUUUGAUGUGUUGCAGGACAUCAGGACAUUUUUAAUGACAAUUUGAAUAAAAGAUACUUUGACAGGCAACUAUCACAAAUAUCAAGAGUACACUUGUAACAAAUGUGAUGAUACUUGAUGGACAGGCGGGGGUUCGGGGUGCUGUAUUAUGGUCACUCCAGUGACAUGUACUGAUUUCUCUGCACUGGCAGCCAAUGUGAAUCAAUAGUAAUACAUGUGAAUUCCCAGCUAGCACAAAGGGCUUCAUUGGGGGGAACAGAGGGAGCGGGAUAGGGUGUACUUUGUGUAAAGAAGGAUUUAUGGAAAGCUUUUACUUAUUUUCGUAUAGUAUUUUAAAAAUGUCACAGAAAGGUGAUUUUAAUGGCGCUUUCUUUCCCUCGUCAUCCUCAGAUCAUACUUGAGAUUCAGUCAAUGGAUAUUCUGGCAUCUUUUCUGGGCUUUACACAACUCUGAGCUGUGUAGUUUCUUAACAACCAGACCAGUAUAACGCUUUAUUAUUGCAUGCACUUUAA